UGCAGGGUGGAAGUGAGAAAAAAUGGGAGUUGUUCCGGAGGUGACUCUGAGUUUUUCCGGCCAGACCAUGCCGGUCAUCGGCAUGGGAACGGUGGCGUAUCCGCUGCCAGACCUGGAAAUCACGAAACAGGCCAUUCUCGAAGCCAUCAGAGCGGGUUACCGCCAUUUCGACACGGCCUUCGCCUACCGGUCGGAGCAGGCUCUGGGCGAGGCUGUCGCCGAGGCCCUCCGGCUCGGCCUUAUCAAGUCUCGUGACGAGCUCUUCAUCACCACAAAGCUGUGGAGCAGCUUCGCGCAUGGUGACCAGGUCAUUCCCGCCAUCAAAAUGAGCCUCAAGAAUCUGCAGUUGGAAUAUGUUGAUAUGUAUCUGAUACAUUGGCCAGUGAGGCUGACUGAACACGUAACCAAAACCCCAGUUCCAAAAGAAAUUAUAGUCCCCCUGGAUAUCAAGUCGGUUUGGGAAGCCAUGGAAGAGUGCCAGAAGCUUGGCCUCACCAAAGGCAUUGGCGUCAGCAACUUCUCCUGCAAGAAGCUUGAGGAGCUCCUCUCCGUUGCCAAAAUCCCUCCGGCCAUCAACCAAGUGGAGCUGAACCCGCUUUGGCAUCAGAAGAAACUGAUAGAGUUCUGCAAGGCAAAGAAAAUUCACAUCACAGCUUACUCUCCACUGGGAGCCAACGGCACCAAAUGGGGAGACAACAGAAUUGUAGAGAGUGAUGUCCUUGAGAAGAUUGCCAAGGCCAGAGGGAAAACUACUGCCCAGGUGUCACUGAGAUGGGUGUACGAGCAAGGAGCCAGCGUCGUGGCAAAGAGCUUCAACAAGCAAAGGAUGAGAGAAAACCUUGAUAUAUUUGAUUGGUCACUCACUGAGGAGGAGUCCAAGAAGAUCAGCCUGCUUCCCCAGCGCAAAGGCACCACCAUGGCUUCCAUUUUGGGACCCCAUGAUUUGCUUCUGGAGAUUGAUGCUGAGAUUUAGAUCUCAGUCCUUUCAUUUUUAUAAGUAAUAAUGCGCUCUGUGUAAUCUGUAGAAUUAAUAUUUCAUAAUAAUGAACUUAAUUUGGAUUGGUUUGA
Messenger RNA from Diospyros lotus (date-plum), 1068 nucleotides. Its product is annotated as D-galacturonate reductase-like. Lineage: Eukaryota; Viridiplantae; Streptophyta; Magnoliopsida; Ericales; Ebenaceae. Bases 23 to 973 code for a protein of 316 amino acids. The record is from RefSeq and is a predicted model, not a curated record. The transcript has 4 exons. Gene Ontology annotation, cellular component: cytosol. Gene Ontology annotation, molecular function: aldose reductase (NADPH) activity.